AUGGGAUGUGAUUCUUUGCACUCUGGCUGCAAUCCCUUUGGGGAGUAUUUAGUGGCCAGUAAGAACCGAUUAAUCCCCAAAGCGUCUUGUUUCGCCUUCUGGAGUCGACACCGCCCAGUAGUUUUGGGGGGGAAUUUCGACCCAAAGGCUCCGAUGGUCUCCGAGCCGCGGCCUCCUUCCCAGCUGGGGCCGAUUCCGGCUCCUGCACAGAAGCUGCGCGCGGCAGCCCGCACAGACUCUUCCAGUAGGAGCGAGUCCGCCAACGCCAGUGUGGAGGACAUUCCAGAUACAGGGCAUAAAUACCAUCUUAAGUUUGAAGUGAAAGAAAGCAUUCAUAAUGGCAGCACCAUGAACUGCACAGCUGAUGUUCUCUAUUAUCACAGUGACACACAUGUCGCUCCUGAAGUACAUUAUACUAUGGAAGGGGAGUUUGAGACACAUUCAGAGGAACCAGACAGCACGUUCUACAACAGAAUUCAGAAUCUGCCAGAGCCAUUAGAGACCCAAAAUAUACCAGAUAAUUUUGGAUACAUGCCAGCAGAAAUGAAGCCUAUUUUCAACUUAGCCUACGUUGCCUCUGGAUAUGUAGUAUGGCAGAAUUCGACAGAAAACACUUGGUACAAUAUGAUUAAAAUUCAGAGUGUCAAACAAGUGAAAAGAAAUGAUGACUAUCUUGAAUUUUCCUAUGUAGUUUUAUUCCAUGAUAUUGUCUCCCAGGAAAUUAUUCCUUGGCACAUGCAAGUUCUAUGGCAUCCACAGCAUGGAGUAAAAGUAACACAGAAUAGUCAGCAGUCAAAGAGAUUUUAAUUAAUUCUUACAGGUUAUUAAACUAAUUGAUGAAAGCAUCUACACUUAGCGAGAAAAAAUACUAUUUAGAGGUUUUAGAAACCCUUCCGAUUCGGUAUACGAUCCAAGAACCUAAGCAAAUAUCCUCCAACCUUCGUUUGGUUAGUAAGCAUUUAAUUACUAGACUGAAC
Python bivittatus (Burmese python) is the source of this 977-nucleotide messenger RNA. NCBI's taxonomy places the organism in Eukaryota, Metazoa, Chordata, Lepidosauria, Squamata, Pythonidae. The record is from RefSeq and is a predicted model, not a curated record.